AUGAGCUGGAUCUCGAGCUUCGACCCUUCCUCGUCCACCUCCCUCCCUCCCGCAGCCGCAGCGGCAUCACAGCGCCAGACUUCCGCGCCAUCACAUGGUAUACAAUCGAGCUUCGGCAGGGCAAGACCUCAACCCUACCAGAGACCCGGCCCCUACUCCUUUCGUCCGCCGAAGGCCCGCGCCGCUCCGCCUGCAGCAUCCCUCCGGUCCGAAGACUCCCAGCCCAACGAGGGCACGCGCAGGAGCAGGCCGUGGGAGCUCGACGCGCCGCCCACCAUCGGCGCAUCGAGAUCCAAGAUACAGCCACGACAAGGCCAGCCCUCGUCUCUGGGCAGGUCGGCAGCUUCCGCACCGAGGCCAGGACCAUCGUCCUCGUCCUCGUCCUCAUCCUCGGCGCCACCAAGAGCACAGCCUGCCGCCAGCAGCUCGUCUUCGAUCUCGAGGAAGCGUCCUCUCCCAGAAGAAGUCCGCGGCCCUCACUGCGACUUCAAAAAGGGCAAGACUCCCGAUGUCGGCAAGCCCGCCAAGACGCAUGCAGAGCGAGGGCCCAAGAAGCUGACUGAAGAGGAGGCGCAAGCGUUAAAAAAGGCCAAGAAUGCGGCCAGGAAAGAGCGGAAACGGGCCAAGAGAGAUGCCGCAAUCGCAUCGGCAAGAGCCUCCGCUGCAGCCACCUCGUCGGAACCACCUGCCGCGACUACAGCGGUAGCGAGCGCAGCCGCGAGCGCAGCCACCUCCUCGGCACCAUCUGCCGCUACCACACCGGUGGCGAGCGCAGCCAUGGUGCGAUCACCACAGCGUCCCGCAGAAUCGACGGGCCAGACUUCCCGAAACGAGCGAUUCAGCAACGCCGCUCCAGUGACCUUGGACGAGAUCGAAAAGCACCACGAACACUGGGACCAGGAGAAGAACGACUUUGUCCUGUCCAGGCUGCGGAAGUUGCAGCUCGAACUGGGCCUUUCCCAGCGUAAGGCGAUCAUCAAGCAUGCCCGCAGAGACCUGCUCGCCUGGCAUAUCGAGCACAAGAAGGCGAAGAAGAGAGAGAGCGAAUCCCAGGCAAGGGCGAGCACCAGCGGCAACAGCGGCAACAACGUGGCUGCCGUCGGGUCGCAGGUUCAUCGUGCGCUCGGUAGGGCCGACAGCAGAGCUAGCAACGGCGCUGCCGCAGCUACGCGCACAGCCCCAACCACGCACGCACCAGCCAAGCCGACGAUUCCGCGGCCGGUUGGAAGCGCCAGUGGGGAGCGCCAACACCAAGCGGCCCCUAAUCCUCGGACGCCGACUGCACCUGCUUCAUCCGUUCGGGAGCCUGUCCGUGAAGCGCCAAGCGAAGCCCAAAAGCAGGCUGCACCCGCCGCACCAGCCGCUGGCAGCGCUUCCAGGUCGAGCCAGGUGGCGGUUCCGCGCACGGGGACCAGCGCUGCGUCGACCUCGACAUCGACGGAGCCGGUGCUCCCUCAGUCUCCUUCUCGGCCUACCGCCUCCUUAUCAGCUUCGGACCAGCUCACGACAGUGGUGACUCCUGCUCGAGCAUCUGCAAGUGCGUCGAUUGUCCCUGUUGUCAAGCAGGAGCCUGAAGCGGCUGGGGACGAGACAAUCGAGACGCCGCCCACACGCCCCACCCAGCGAAGCACCGUCGGUGCCACCCUCGGCUCCCUGUUGGCGGUCGGACCAGACCGCGCUGCGAUCAAGCGGGCAGAGAAGGCUGCGCUUCAGCAGGAUCGGCGCAACGGCGAUGCAUCAGAGGCCACCCGCCGGUCGGUCGAAGCUGCGUCAAACCCUCCGGUCGACCCGGCGCCGCGACUCAAGCUGGAGCCCUUGGCUCUCUUCGGCUCCGGGCUCCCGUCGCAGGGGCUGUCCAGCCCGGCAGAAGCGGAAAGGCUUUCGCAGCCGUCGGCCUCCGUUGGGAGUGCCCCAACGGCCCAGCGGCCGACGCCAUCGACCGACGCAGCAGAGAAUGCGGUCGCAGCGGCGGUCGAGCAGCCCUCGUCCCAGCCUCCGACCGCACUCAACGCCGCGGUCAAUACUGCCGACGGCGACGACGACGACGAUGACGACGACAGGCCACUUAUGCUUCAGUCGCGAGCCAUCGAUUUCACCGAGGAUAGCGACGAGGACGUGCCGCUGUGGCAGAUGCGCGGCCGUUCCGGGUCGAGCGUGCCAUUGUGGCAGGCACGAGCCUCGCCCAGCUUUGCAGAGACCAAAGCGCUGGCAACGGCACCGGAUGAGAAAGCAUCCGCCUUAUCGGAGGCGCCGUCUACCUCUACCUCGGCCACGGCAUCGACCAAUGGCGGUGGCGCAGCUGCCUCUGUUUCAGUCAGCCUGGCGGGUAUAUCGCCGCUUUUGCCGGUGCCAAGCAGGUCUCGCCUUUCAAUCGGCUUCCUCGCGCCCAUCGCCAGCAGGGACUUUGCUCCGUCCGCAGACAGCAACCCGCGCAUGCGCAAGGCCGCGUUCGACACGACCGUCGCCGUCUCGAGGGCGGGGACGCUGGCGUGCCUCGGCAACUCGACGCUGCCGGCGAUCAAGACGGAGGCCAAGUUGUAUCCGGCGCCCAAACCCGGCCUCGAGUUCCGCAGCACGCUGAGCGAGGCCAAGGACCAGAUCGACGUGGUCCAAGACGUGCGCCGGCUGACGUCCAAGGUGGUCGGCAUCGCCUCGUCGACGACGCGGGUGCUGGGCAUCGGCCCGCAGCCGCAGCCGCACCAGGUCAGCCUGCUCACGGUCGACGACGGCGGACGGCGCCCGCGCAUCUACCACCUCGACGCGCGGCCGCACCCGCAGGGCGCCUUUGCCAUCUCGUCGUUCCCCAACACGGCCCGCGACGACCCGACGUCGAUCAACUUUGCCACGGGCGGCAGCGACGGCGUGGUCAACCACUGGCGCUGGUCGUCGCGCGGCGGGUGCGAGGUCGAGCGCCUGCACACGAUCCACGGCAACGUGGCCGUCACGGCGCUCGAGCACCUGGCGGUGCGGCACAACCUGCUGGUCUCGGCGUCGCAGGGGCGCGUAGUCGGGUUCGACAUCUCGCAGCUCAACCUCGGCUUCACGUGGCCGACGUCGGAGCGCAUCGUGCACCUGCAGCGCACGCCGCACCCGGACCUGAUCCUGUCGACGUGUGCGCGGCGCGACUACGACCAGUUUCGGCUGUACGACGUGACGGGUCGCAACGGCCCCGUCAGCCGGUCGGUCAUCUCGUUUGGGUGGCUCAACAACACCGAGGGCCGUACCCCGCUCGGCCGCGGCUGCUUCCACCCGACGCGGCGGAGCAUUUUUGCCUAUGGCAGCGAGGACGGCGCUGUGCGCGUGUGGGACAUGCGCAAGGCGCGCGACCCGCUCCUGGUCCAGCAGGUCGGCGACGAGCCCAUCUGCGACGUCGUCUGGAAGGGCGACGGUGGCGGCGAGGGGGCAGCGGUUGAGGACGUCAUCUUUGCGGGCACGCCUAGGGGCAUCAGGACGGUCGAGCUGGGCAUCGAAAGGCGCUGA
Messenger RNA from Pseudozyma flocculosa PF-1, 3480 nucleotides. RefSeq lists its product as uncharacterized. Bases 1 to 3480 code for a protein of 1159 amino acids. NCBI's taxonomy places the organism in Eukaryota, Fungi, Basidiomycota, Ustilaginomycetes, Ustilaginales, Ustilaginaceae. The transcript has a single exon. The record is from RefSeq and is a predicted model, not a curated record. Gene Ontology annotation, molecular function: protein binding.